AUGUACUCAAUUUUACCUAAUGAACUUGUUCUCAGUGUACUUCGCUAUGUUCUUAAAGGAACAAGAAAGUUGCGAAGGACUUGUAAACAAUGGAAUGACUUGGUUACAGUUGCAAUUAAUGAUGAAAUCUCUCAAUCCUUUGAACAUGGUUGGAAAAUUUGUAUAUUUUCAUCAUAUCAACCACCAGGUCAAGAUGUAGCUUACGAAAUAAGUCAUCCAAUUUACAAUAAUUCGAAAGGAGAAUUUGUAUUUACCGAGUUUCCUACCGAUUAUAAAUCAAUUCUUUAUUGGCCUGUAGAAAUUUGGUUGAAUUAUGAUAGAUUUUGCGUAUCCUCUUUUUCAAUUGAAUUUGAUGAUUAUUUGUUCAAAAGAGGAAAUAAUAAUAUUCAUUAUAUUGAUCAGUCUGGGAAUAUUAGCAUAGAAUUUUUAGAAAAAGAUUGGAAAUUUAAAAUCAUCGAUUGGAAAGUUAAAGAUGAAAAAAUUUUUAAGACUUUAACUGUCUAUUCAAGUGACACCUAUUCUAAAUCAAUUAAUAAUUAUGAUGUCACAUAUACUGCGUCACAUUGGAAAAAUGUUAUGAAGCGUGAUAUAUUGUCAUGUGUCCUAUAUGAUCAUAUUAUCGAUACACUUAAAACACCAUCCCAGGAACAGCGCUUUUUUUUUAAUAACCUUUAUUUUAUUUUCAUCCCACAUAUUUUCAAUUCGGAUGAACCAUAUAGUGACUAUAAUGUCGAAGGGGUAGAUGAAAAUAAUUGCGAGUUUAAAAAAGUUAUAUACUUGUUUUUAUUUUGCAAACAAAGGGUAGCUUCUUCGGUGCUUACUAAUCCUAGAGAAUGA
Messenger RNA from Cetraspora pellucida, 837 nucleotides. NCBI's taxonomy places the organism in Eukaryota, Fungi, Glomeromycota, Glomeromycetes, Diversisporales, Gigasporaceae. The record is from the annotation of a GenBank genome assembly.